AUGUCGUCCGACGAAGUCAUUUGGCAGGUCAUCAACCAUUCCUUCUGCUCAUUCAAAAUCAGACCUGGCAAGGGCCAGGAUUUCUGCAGAAACGAAUAUAACGUCAGCGGUUUAUGUGACAGAAACUCGUGUCCGUUGGCUAACGCUAGAUAUGCCACUGUGAAAAACGUGGAGGGAAAGCUUUACCUUUACAUGAAGACUGCCGAAAGAGCACACAUGCCAUCGAAGCUUUGGGAGAGAGUGCGUUUGCUGAAAAAUUACAACAAGGCCAUGGAGCAGGUAGACGAGCACUUGCAAUACUGGCAGAAGUUUCUAAUCCACAAGUGCAAGCAAAGAUUGACGCGGUUGACCCAGGUGGCCAUCACUGAGAAGAGACUAGCCUUGAGAGAAGAGGAACGUCACUACGUCGGAGUGAAGCCCAAGGUAAAAAGAAGAGAGGAGAACAGAGAGAGAAAGGCAUUAGCUGCCGCCAAGAUCGAGAAGGCCAUCGAAAAGGAGUUGUUGGACAGAUUGAAGAGUGGAGCAUACGGUGACAAGCCAUUGAAUGUGGAUGAGAAGAUCUGGCAAAAGGUUUUGGGUAAGGUUGACGAGGUGGAGGAGGAGGAAGAAUUCGAUGAGGAUGACGAUGUUGUCUUAGAGAGUGGAGAUGAGGACGAGAGCGAUGUGGGAGAGAUAGAGUACGUGGAGGACGACGGAGAUGACGAGUUGCUUGACAUGGAGGAUUUGCAGAAAUGGCUCGGUGACUCGAGUGAUAGCGAAGAGGAUGACGAAGAGGAUGACGAAGAAGACGAUGACGACAAUAAGAAAGCACCUGCUAAGACUGCCAAGAGAAAGAGACCACACGUGGAAAUCGAAUAUGAGGACAACAUCCAGACAAACAUUGCUACGUGA
Molecule: messenger RNA, 891 nt
Organism: Sungouiella intermedia
Lineage: Eukaryota; Fungi; Ascomycota; Pichiomycetes; Serinales; Metschnikowiaceae
Source: the annotation of a GenBank genome assembly